This is a messenger RNA of Oncorhynchus kisutch (coho salmon), 2004 nucleotides long. Its product is annotated as serine/threonine-protein phosphatase PP1-gamma catalytic subunit. Lineage: Eukaryota; Metazoa; Chordata; Actinopteri; Salmoniformes; Salmonidae. The transcript has 7 exons. Gene Ontology annotation, molecular function: protein serine/threonine phosphatase activity. The record is from RefSeq and is a predicted model, not a curated record. The coding region runs from base 463 to 1434 and encodes 323 amino acids. Gene Ontology annotation, cellular component: cytoplasm; nucleus.
ACGGAGGCUGAAAUAUUUAGGGAGGAGGCUGGCACUGUGGCAGCAGCCAUGCACGGAUGUCACGGUGUGGCACACCUAGGAGGGUAGUUUAUCUUAGGCCAGCAUAGUAGAUGGCAUCGUCCAUCAAAUCCACCCAGAAGGUUGUUCGGGCAGAUUCCUCUGAAGUAGGAAAGUGGGUGUGGCUAGAUCAGAGGGCAUCGUUAACGGCUAAUAGAUAGGCUAACGUUUAUUUUGUCCCGGUAGACGGCUAAUAUUAGGUGUUGUUUUGUAUAACACUAAGAUGUUGAAGUAGUUAGCUAGGUAUAAUAUAACUUUGUAUGAUAACCAAAUAACAGGGUGUCAUUUCUACACGUUCUUGGAAACAGCAAUUUAGUGAAGCUAGCCAAUCGUAGCCACCACUAGCUAACGUUAGCUAACCAGCACUAGAUUUGCAGCUCACUCAGCCAUUUUUUCUACGUCGCCAUGGCCGAUGUUGACAAACUCAACAUAGACAGUAUCAUCCAGCGUCUUUUAGAAGUCAGGGGAGCAAAGCCUGGUAAGAAUGUGCAGCUGCAGGAGAACGAGAUCCGAGGAUUGUGCCUCAAGUCCAGGGAGAUAUUUCUCAGCCAACCUAUCCUUCUUGAACUUGAAGCCCCCCUCAAGAUCUGUGGUGACAUCCAUGGGCAAUAUUACGACCUAUUGAGGCUGUUUGAGUAUGGGGGCUUCCCUCCUGAGAGCAACUACCUAUUUCUGGGAGACUAUGUGGACAGGGGGAAGCAGUCUCUGGAGACCAUCUGUCUGCUUCUGGCCUACAAAAUCAAAUACCCGGAGAACUUCUUCCUGCUGAGAGGGAAUCAUGAGUGCGCCUCCAUCAACAGAAUAUAUGGAUUCUAUGAUGAGUGUAAAAGAAGGUACAACAUCAAGCUCUGGAAAACAUUUACAGAUUGCUUUAACUGCCUCCCUAUUGCUGCCAUUGUUGAUGAGAAGAUCUUCUGUUGCCAUGGAGGGUUGUCACCAGACCUCCAGUCCAUGGAGCAGAUCAGGCGCGUCAUGCGGCCCACCGACGUCCCCGACCAGGGCCUCCUGUGUGACCUGCUCUGGUCAGAUCCAGACAAGGAUGUCCUCGGCUGGGGAGAGAAUGACAGAGGCGUCUCAUUUACUUUUGGCUCAGAAGUUGUGGCAAAGUUCCUGCACAAACAUGAUUUGGAUCUGAUCUGUCGCGCCCAUCAGGUUGUUGAGGACGGCUAUGAGUUCUUCGCCAAGCGACAGCUUGUGACUUUAUUCUCAGCACCCAACUACUGCGGGGAGUUUGACAAUGCUGGUGCUAUGAUGAGUGUGGAUGAGACCCUCAUGUGCUCUUUUCAGAUUUUGAAGCCCGCUGAGAAGAAGAAGCCAAAUGGCAGCCGUCCAGUCACACCCCCACGGAACAUGGUCACCAAGCAAGGCAAGAAAUAAGGUGGCAUGAGUGGACUUAUGUCCUGCUCUCUAUUCUGCUUUCGCGUCUGAAGGGUUGGUUGCCCUUUGUGCUGCCAAUACUGAAAAGAUAUCCACUUUCCUGAUGAAAGCAAAAUGUUUUGUUUUGUCCACAAGGGUAAAUGGAUAUGUCACCAUGAAAACCUCAGGUGUUUUGCACUCCAUUGCAACUAGUCUUUGCCACAUAUGACUGUUCAACCAGGAACAAUGUAACAAUAUGGCUGAUAAUGCACAGAAAUGCCUUGUUUGAAGCUGUGCAGAGUUGUUUCACAAUUUUUUCAUUUCAUGUUUCAUCAAUUUCUGUCAUCACCUGUUUCUCACUGUCAAUGUCAAUAAUGCAAUUAAUGGUUCUUAAAACAACUAUGGAAAUAUCACAAGACACUUAGUUGUUUAUUUCUGUAUAACUUUCUUUAUCAUAGGACAUUGAAUCCUCACUCUGCUCCUGCAUCUUCACCAUUUUUAAAACAAGUCUUGUGCUGAAUUAAAUGAAGAAAUAAAGCAUUCUUGUAAUGUUGACUAAAUCUUUCUAAUAAACUUUUAGGGGGAAAUUGG